Molecule: messenger RNA, 1325 nt
Organism: Danio aesculapii
Lineage: Eukaryota; Metazoa; Chordata; Actinopteri; Cypriniformes; Danionidae
Gene: tectb
Product: tectorin beta
Cellular component (GO): cell surface
Source: RefSeq, a predicted model, not a curated record
CUGAAGAACCGCACAGGAACCAUGCAAAACUUCUUCUAGAGACCCAAGCCAACAUUUCUUCUGCAUUCUGCCACUGGGAUGUCUUACAAAAUGGCAGCUGUUGGCCUUUUCUUCAUUCUCCUCCCGGUGACGUGGGCCUGUGCCCCUCAGAAAGCUGAUUACGUGAUGGUGUCAUGCUUUCCCAAUGCUAUCAUCGCAAACGUGCCAGAAUGUCCAUAUGGAUGGGAGAUUGGCCAGCUGUCAUUGGGUGGCGUGUGCUACGCGGGUAUUAAUACCCCGGGUUUUUACCGUUUUACCAUCCCAGACCUCACUCCUAAAAAUCAUUCAUACUGCGGCACUUUGUCUGAGUAUGUAGGAGGAAAAGAUCCACGGUAUAUUUUCUACAACUCGAUUGUCUCCAACGACUCGUCUCUCACUGUGCGGAACCAACCGGUCAACUACACGUUCAGUUGCACUUAUAAAGCGGCUUAUCUGGUCAACAACGCCGUGUUUAGUCAAAGAGUGGCAACAGUUUAUGUCAACAACGGGAGUUUAGGUUCUUUUAAGUCUCAGUUGUCUAUGAACGUGUUCACGAACUCAAAGUUCCUCUACGCAAAAGACGCACCGUAUGUGAUUGACACAUCAGAGAUUGGAUCUGAGGUUUUCAUUGGCAUUGAAGCAAAAGGACUGAGCAACAGAUUCAAAGUUGUAAUCACAAACUGCUGGGCAACACCGACUCCAUAUUCAACAGACAGAAAAAGGUGGACUUUAAUUCAGAACAGCUGUUCCUUAGACAACACAGUCACCAUAUUUGAAAACGCCAAAGACAGUCGGUCCAUGUUCAAGUUCAACUCGUUCCGCUUUCAACGGCUAGAAAUGUCCACCGUGUGGCUCCACUGUGAAGUCCAAGUAUGCGACGGGGAGAAGCUGUUCUGUCAGCCGACUCCCUGCACGUCAAGAAGCACUGAGUUUGAACCUGAUCCGAAUGGAGGCAUACUAACAAUGGAGUUUCAAGUCAGAGCACAACACUCCUCCAGUUACAUCCAUCCUGCAGGCCCAUUUCUGUGUCUGCUCUCCAUACUUCUACUGAAUGAAUUAUUAGGAUACUUUGCUUUUUAAUAAAGCCAUAUGGGUGUCACUCAAAUGCAAUGAAACAAGCCUUUGCACUCUUUCAAUUACAUGCAAAAUACUAAAUAUAGACACGCAUGCAUGCAUACAUCCACACACCAUACGUGUCUCAGGGAGUGUAUCCACACAUUCCUUUACAUAUUCACUUUUUGUAACAGUUUUUACUUGUUAAGUGAAUAUUGGUAGAAGCAGAAAAUAGUAUCAGAAUCAGAUGUUUU